Tricharina praecox is the source of this 198-nucleotide messenger RNA. RefSeq lists its product as uncharacterized. Gene Ontology annotation, biological process: mitochondrial respiratory chain complex I assembly; electron transport chain. The transcript is spliced from 2 exons. NCBI's taxonomy places the organism in Eukaryota, Fungi, Ascomycota, Pezizomycetes, Pezizales, Pyronemataceae. Gene Ontology annotation, cellular component: mitochondrion. The annotation marks the transcript as partial. The record is from RefSeq and is a predicted model, not a curated record.
UUCGACCCCAAGAUCCUGCUCGAGCAGAAGCCCGGCCGGGUAGACCCGUGGACAAGAGCUGAGGCGUGGCGCUACAGCGGCCCCUUUACCCGCUGGAACCGCUUCAAGGGCUCAUUCCCCGGCCUCGGAAUCGCGACAGUGGCGUUCGCCGGCUACUGCGUGUAUGAACAGCUAUUCAUGAAGGAUGACCACCAUCAC